Molecule: messenger RNA, 2409 nt
Organism: Humulus lupulus (European hop)
Lineage: Eukaryota; Viridiplantae; Streptophyta; Magnoliopsida; Rosales; Cannabaceae
Product: probable CoA ligase CCL12
Exons: 14
Coding region: 116-2287 (723 amino acids)
Source: RefSeq, a predicted model, not a curated record
GAUUGACUAAUUGAAGAGUUUAUGACUCAACAAUGGAAUGCACAGAACCUGUGCUUCUUAAUCACCACAGUAAGUAAACUUAUCUGAGAGAAAGAGAGAAAGAGAGAAGAGAAGCAUGUGUGAGGUGGGAGUAGAGGACUUGGUCAAGGCUGGGCUAAGCACUGAGGAGGCCAAGUAUUUCCAAAGGGUCCUUGAAGAUAUAGUGAAUGGAGCCAAAGGGUUGGAGCCAAGUGAGGUCUGGAGAGAGGUGGUGGCUCGGAGACUGCUCAAACCAUCACACCCACAUGAGCUCCACCAACUGCUUUACCACUCUGUCUAUGCCAACUGGGAUGUCUCAACCAGAGGCCCCCCUCUCUACUGGUUUCCUUCUCUACAUCAGUCGAAAAAAACGAACUUGGGACGUCUCAUGGAGAAGUAUGGUUCAGAAGUUUUAGGGCCUUUGUAUAAGGAUCCCAUAACAAGUUUUAGCCUCUUCCGAAAGUUCUCUGUUCAGCAACCUGAGGCAUACUGGUCAAUUGUUCUGAAAGAGCUUUCAGUUUCAUUCCAAGAGGCUCCAAAGUGUAUUCUAGACAGUGCAGACAAGUCAAAGCGCAGCGGAUCAUGGCUGCCAGGUUCGGUUUUGAACAUUGCUGAAUGUUGCUUGUUACCCACUUCAUAUCCAAUGAAAAGGGAUGAUAGUCCUGCAAUUGUAUGGAGAGAUGAAGGUUAUGAUGAUUCUGAAGUAAAUGUUUUAACACUGAAGGAACUCAGAGAGAAAGUAAUGUUGGUGGCGAAUGCACUUGAUGCAAUGUUUUCAAAAGGCGAUGCAAUUGCAAUCGACAUGCCAAUGACAGUCAAUGCUGUUGUUAUAUAUUUGGCAAUCAUACUAUCUGGUUUUGUAGUAGUAUCCAUAGCUGAUAGCUUCGCUGCAAAGGAGAUUGCUACUCGCUUGCGCGUGUCAAAUGCCAAGGCUAUCUUUACUCAGGAUUUCAUACUGAGAGGAGGCCGCAAAUUUUCACUGUACAGUCGAGUUGUUGAUGCUGCACCGCAUAAAGCUAUUGUCCUCCCUGUGAAUGGCAGUAAUUUAGGACUUCAAUUAAGAGAACAAGAUAUAUCAUGGGAAAAAUUUAUUUCCAAUGUUAGUAACCAAGCAAGAUCAAACCAUUACACUCCAUUUUAUCAGCCUGUAGACUCUCUGAUAAAUAUACUAUUCUCUUCUGGAACCACAGGAGAACCAAAAGCCAUUCCAUGGACACAACUUUCUCCGCUUCGUUGCGCAGCUGAUACAUGGGCUCAUAUUGAUGCUCAAGUUGGAGAUGUUUUCUGCUGGCCUACCAAUUUAGGAUGGGUGAUGGGUCCAGUUUUACUAUUCUCUUCAUUUCUAUCUGGUGCAACUCUUGCUCUUUACCAUGGUUCUCCUCUAGGCCAUGGUUUUGGAAAAUUUGUUCAGGAUUCAGGUGUGACUAUUUUAGGCACAGUUCCAAGCCUUGUUAAAGCUUGGAAAAACACACAGUGUAUGAAAGGCCUGGAUUGGACAAAGAUAAAGGUGUUUGCUUCCACCGGGGAAGCUUCUAAUGUUGAUGAUGACCUUUGGCUCUCUUCACAAGCUUAUUACCAACCCAUCAUUGAAUGCUGUGGAGGGACAGAACUUGCAUCAUCUUACAUACAAGGAAGUCUAGUGCAACCACAAGCUUUUGGAGCGUUUAGCACAGCAGCAAUGACAGUUGGUCUUGUCAUUCUUGAUGAAAAUGGAAUUCCUUAUCCAGAUAAGCAAGAAUGUACCGGUGAAGUUGGCUUAUUCCCUCUGUACUUGGGAGCAACUGAUAGACUACUCAAUGCAGAUAAUGAAAAAGUCUACUUCAAGGGAAUGCCUUUAUAUAAUGGAAUGAGCCUUAGGAGACAUGGAGACAUCCUCAAGAGAACUGCUGGAGGCUUUUUCAUAGUACACGGCAGGGCUGAUGACACCAUGAACCUUGGUGGCAUUAAGACAAGUUCUAUCGAAAUUGAACGAGUAUGCAACCGAGCUGAUGAGAGUGUCAUGGAGACAGCAGCAGUUAGUGUAGCUCCAGUCAGUGGAGGUCCAGAACAACUGGUUAUGUUUGUAGUUUUAAAAAGUGGACAUAACAACGAAGCAGAAAGGCUUAAGAAGAAGUUCUCAAAAGCCAUUCAGAGCAAUCUUAAUCCGUUGUUUAAGGUGAGCUUUGUGAAGAUUGUUGAAGAGUUUCCUCGAACAGCAUCUAACAAGUUACUAAGGAGAGUUCUGAGGGACCAAAUGAAGCAUGAACUGCUGGUUCGAAGUAAAAUUUAGUGUAAACAUUGUUGACUCUGCUGAUUACAUUUAUAACCAAUAACCAAUGUGUACUGUGAUCAAAGGCUUGGAAUUUAAAUAUCCAUAUGAUAAUAAAUUAUAAAAUUUUCAUAUUAUAAAUA